AUGUUCAAAAAGUUGUCCAUAUUUGUCACUCAACUCUUUCAUCACAAUCGUUUGCAGCAUGCGGUUGAAAACAAUCAUGAUCCUUUCAUGCUUCAACAAGAUACAUUGUGUUCGGAACACGUUCGAGAAGGUUCGAUCAUCAUUCCGAGUGACAUGAUUUUUCACAUGUAUCAAUUUCUCGAUUGGAAAUUUAUAAUUUCCGUGUGUUCGAAAGUUUCGAAAAGAUGGUAUUUGAAAUCUUUAGAAAUUCCUAUUGCCUUGGAUUUGAGCGAAUGCAAAGAACCAUUUACUUUGAAAUAUUUUUCGAAUUCUGUUUUGGAUUUGUUGAGACAUUUGACAUUGAAAUGUAGAAAUCGAUGGACGGAAUUAAAUUUGAAAGCAUGUCGAGUGGCGUAUGAAGGUGCUGCUUGUAUUGCAUCGAGUCCUUUUAUGAGAAAUUUAACAUUUUUAAAUUUACAAAAUAACGAUUUGGGAAAUGAAGGAAUUCGUCUCAUUGUCAACAGUGAAAAUUCGAAACAUUUGACAGGUCUCGUUUUAACUCAGAAUCAUUUUGGGUAUAGUGGAAUUUCAGCCAUUGCAACAAGUGAGAAUUUGAAACAAUUACAAACUCUUCAUUUAGGUCAUAAUAACAUUGAAAGUGAAGGAUUAAUGGCAAUAUGUGACAGCAGUGUUUUGAAACAUUUAACCUCCCUGGAUUUGAGUUACAAUUCCAUUGGCAGUGAAAUUGACAUUCAACGCUUGUCCAACAGUUCCAUUUUUUCACAUUUAACAGAAUUGAAUUUGAGUGGAAAUCGAAUCUAUUCCCAGCAUGUGAAAUUCAUUGCUUCUAGUCCAAUUCUAAAGAAUUUACGAACACUUGACAUUGGUGAUAAUUUUUUGGUCUCCGAUGGUGCUCAAUUCAUUGCACAAGGAACUUGUUUUCAGAAUUUACAAACCUUAAAAUUGAGCAUGAAUAACAUUCAAAAUGAAGGAGUUCAAUACCUUUCUGAAAAGAUGCAACAUUUGACGUGGCUUGAUUUGAGUGAAAAUAAUUUGGACGAUCGAGGUAUCAUUUCUUUGGCCAAUCAAGAAACGUCGCGUAUGAAAAAUUUGACAGCUCUCUUUUUGGAAAAGAAUUACAUUCUCGCUCAUGGAAUUGCUGCCAUAGCACACAAUGUGCACUUGUCUCAACAAGUUCAAAUACUAAAUGUAUCUGAGAAUUUUAUUCGAUUGGAAGGCAUACAAGUCUUGUGUGAACACAUGAAACACUUGACAAGUCUCCAUGUGAGUGGAUGCAUGAUUGGAGAUGCAGGAAUUGAAUGCAUUUCAUUGAGUGAGAAUUUAACAACCUUAACUUGUCUUAAUAUUUCUUUCAAUGACAUUGGAACAGAAGGUGCCAUGUCAUUGGCUUCGAGUCAUGUAUUGACACGUUUGAAACAACUCGAAAUUUCUCAUAAUCAUGUUGGAUUUUAUGGAGCCAAUGCCAUUGCCACGAGUCCAUUGUUGAAAGUGAAUUUGGAACGUUUGGAAAUUUCUGGAAAUUGUAUUGGAGUGGAAGGUGAAAAAAUUAUUCGAGAGCAAUGUGUGAAUUUGAAGGGAUUUCAUGUACAGGAACGAAGAUCUUUUGAGGAAUAUGAUAUGUAUGAGGAUGAUGAUUUGGAUGAAUUACUUGAAAGUGACACAUCGUCAGAUCAUUAA
Molecule: messenger RNA, 1677 nt
Organism: Naegleria lovaniensis
Lineage: Eukaryota; Heterolobosea; Eutetramitea; Acrasida; Naegleriidae
Exons: 1
Coding region: 1-1677 (558 amino acids)
Biological process (GO): activation of GTPase activity; nucleocytoplasmic transport
Cellular component (GO): nucleus; perinuclear region of cytoplasm; cytosol
Molecular function (GO): GTPase activator activity; small GTPase binding
Source: RefSeq, a predicted model, not a curated record